UUGACAGAAUCGCAGUCGAGCUGAAAAAAUUGUUUUCAACUAAAUGGCGCGUGAAAUAAAACGCAUCGAACGGUGUCUAAAUGAUUUAUGGAAGGAAAAAGAUGAUCGAAAACAGCUUGUCGAAGAUAUUGCUCUCAUCUGUCCCGAUCAGUUGACAGCUAAAAAUAUUGAAUCGGUAUGCACCCUACUGUUUGAUAAAGAAAUAGGAAUUACCACAUUCCUCAGAAGCCAUGCUGACCAGUCUUCUGAAAUUCGACAUGAGGUAUUGACAAUGCUGAUCAAUGUUGCAGAGAAGUUUGGAGAAUAUCUACAACCAUAUGCUGCUGAUCUCAUAGGCAUUUGUAAAUUACAGUACAACCAAGAUGACAGUGCAAAAGUGAAAAAUGUUGCUCUUGACUUGCUCAUGCAUGUCCUUGAAGCUUCUUCAGGAUAUUACCAAAUCAGUGAAUUGGACAUUCCAGGCCUUAUCAGGAAAUUCCUUAUGGAGCUUGCGAACCCAUCAAAAACUAAAUUAACUGUGAGAGCCAAAAUCUACCUGCUUUUUGGUACCCUUGCACAUCAUUACCCAGAAUUUAUGAGUGAUUAUGCAAAAAAGCUAUUUGAUAUAUAUUUAAGUGCAAUGGUUGCAGAGUUUAGAAGUCUCAAGAAACCUGAAUUCCUAAUCAUUGCUGCUUGUCUUGAAGGUUGCAACAAACUCUUAUCGAAGCAUACACCAUAUGAUCUUGAAGAGGGUGUUAAAAAAUAUUAUGAGCUUUUUCAAGCUGCACGCAGUGCUGCCAAACCCGAUCUUGAUCUUUCCCGUUAUGAAAUGCCAAAAGCAAGUUUAAUAUUAUUUGAAAACCAUUCUGCAUUUUUUAUUAAAUUCCUGCAAGACUGUUAUGAGGACAUGUAUGAUGUCUUCCUGAAAUGGUUCCAUCACAAAAACAGAGAAUUAGCAAAUCAUGGACAAUGGGCAAUGGAAGCUUUUAUAUAUCAAAUUUCACAAGCAAUUGUUGAAGAUGAAGAUGCUCUUCAAAAGAAUAUGUUUGAGUUCUUUCUCGAGAAGUCAAAUGUCAUUAUAAAAAAUAAAGAUUCUACAAAGAAGGAAAUUGAUGUAGCCAUUAAAUGCUUUGGCUUACUAGCUGGUCCUUGUAAGAAAUUCCACACACAAGAUGAUGUCAACUUUAUGUUUCGAGAGAUGUUAGAACAUAGUAAACAUCUGUUUGAAAAGGAGUCUGAAAACUUACAUGACCAACUGUACAGCUUACGUGGUUAUUUAGAAGCUCUCUCAAGCAUCCUUAAAGAAAUUGAUUGUAUAUCAGAUGAAUCUCUGAAAAUUAUUGAGUAUUUGUUGGUUGCCAUGAUAGAGAACUUCCCACAGGUGUAUUUCAAGUACCAUUUCAAAUGUGUGAAAGCAAUUUUGAAAGUGUUGCUAGCUCUCUUGCCAAAGGAGACUCAUCUUCGUGAAAUUCUGAGAGAAACAGUGUAUCAAGGUCUUCUAAGAAUGAGUCAUCUUGCCACUCCUUUGAAAGAAAUGGAACAGCCUCCAGGAACUGGUACUUUCCGUGUGUGGAGUGUUAAAAAAGAAGUAUCAUACAAGGAUUAUAUAUCUCUUUGGUCAAAUCUACUCAAAAGUUCUUCUCUGAAGGAACUCUCCACCGUUGGCUAUAGCUUCAGUGAUCGUGAAAAACUUACACAGUUACUUUAUGAUGAAAUACUUACUUCUGUUAUUCAUAUCAUUGAGUCACUUGACUUGACUAUUAACACAAGUAUCUCACAAGAUGUGGUUAUUCAACCGUCAGCCAGCACCAUCUCUCCCAUGGACUCACCUAUUGUAUCAGCUGAUCCAGUGCAUAACAUCAAGCUAAAUUGUGUCCAGGACCACCAAGUGUUUUACAAUAUCGUUAAUUUCUGCUGUGAAUUUCUGAACAAAAAUGAGAAAAAAAUGUUCAGAAAAUGGUUGUUCAGAUAUUGUAACUUUCUGGUUAAAAUUUCCACAAGCACACCUCUUGUUAGUGGUUUUCACAGAUUGUUGACUGUCUGUAUGAAAAUAGCCAGAGAUUUGCACUACUUUGAGGGAAUUUCCAUUGACAAUUUAAAAAUUACUGAAGAUUCAAGCCAGACAAAUGCAGAGAAGAUUGCUUGUUGUAUACUCAUAAAGAAGUAUAGUAAGGAGAUUUUAGUACAACUGAAACAAUACAAAGAAGAAUUACUUGCUGCAUGCCUGGCAUUGGUAUUGUCUCUUCCCACAGAACUUAUUGUAGAUCAAAUCGAUGACCUUUUGCCAGCUAUUCAGAUGUCACUUUCCAUUGGUUCAACCUACCUUCCUCUUGCCAAUGCUGCAAUGGAUACUUUGGAAUACUGGAGUGAAACUUUAUCCCAAGAUGCUUUGAAGACUGUUUAUUCUCAAGUUUUGCCUCAUUUAGAUCCCUUCAUUAAAACAUCAGAAAGGGAUUCUGAUGAUAUUGACCUCACUAAUAUAGACCAAAAAAAGAAACGCUACUUCCUGGAUCCAGACUCUGAACUGAGUAAAAUAAAAUACAGAAUUGCAAAAUACCUAGGUAAUAUUGGUGGCAAUUUUAAUAAAGAUUUAUUAGCAAAUUCUGACCAAGAUGUCUUGAAGCAUGCUGUGGCCUGGGACACUAAGAAACACUUGAAAUUUGACUUACCUUUUGCUGACAUGAAACCAACCAUUUAUUUAGAUCCUUUCUUACCUCCUAUUCUCGAGCUAGCUACUAAAUCAAGUGACCGUCAGACCAAAGUUGCUGCCUGUGAAUUCUUGCACUCUGCGGUACUGUAUUCUCUUGGAAAAAGUGUGCAGAAGGGAUCAUCACCUGAAGGCAAUUAUUGUUUCUCAUUUGAAGCGAUAUAUAAAAAUGUCUUUCCGGUAUUACUCCAAUUGGCAUGUGAUUUGGAUCAGGUGCCCAAACAGCUGUUUGAAACCCUGGUAUUUCAAUUAAUACAUUGGUUUACAAGUAACAAGAAGUUUGAAAAUGCAGAAUCCAUGGCCCUUUUGGAUGCUAUUUAUGAUGGUAUUAUCCAGUCUGAAGAUACAGGCCUUCGAGAUUUUUGUGCAAAAUGCAUUGCAGAAUUUUUUAAAUGGUCUCUGAAAAGAAAAAGUAGUGAGAAAAACCCAGUAAAUGUGAUAUCAGUCUUAACUCGACUGUACAGCUAUACUCUUCAUCCUGACCCAUUUAAGAGGCUUGGAGCUGCUUUAGCUUUCAACAAUUUUUAUACCAUAUUUAGAGAACAUGAUAUACUGAUUGAUCAGUUUGUAUUUAACCUUUUGGUACAUUUUGUGAAAAGCUUAGCUUUAUGUCACAAGGAUGACCAAUCUUUAGGUGUCAAUUCACAGUGUUGUAAAGCUUUGGACCACUUAGAAAGAAUUAUCUUGAAGAAAGCCGAUAUGUUAAAAGAAGUUAGCUCAGCUCGUAAACAGCCAAGUCAAUGGAACCAAAUAACCCUUCUGUAUGCGAUCCGUUGGCUAGUUCGACAAUGCGGUCGUCCCCAAACAAGUUGUCGUCAUGCUUGUAUGAAACUUGUUUAUAAUUUAGCUCCUCAAAUUCAAGGCAUAAAACAAUCUGAAGAAUUUUUUCAAAUUUUCUAUGAGAAGGAAGGUCACAAUUAUUUUAUUGAGAGAUUUGAAGGUGGUGGAGAAGGCUCUGAUGUUUCCAAUUCAAUUAUGCGUUGUCCACAAUUAGAAAUAAGGGAGCAUUUCUCUCUUCAGAAAACUUGUCAAUGGUUUGAUUAUUUCUUAGCUGGGUUAGAUUGCUACAUUUGGGUUUUUGAGAAUAAUCUAUUGAGCCCAGAGCAAAUGCUUCAAGUUGCUGAAUCUAAUUCUCAAAUCAUCAAAGCUGUAUGCUAUUUUUUGGAGUAUAUUGCACUAUCUGAUUUGAAAACUCUGACAAAGAAUGCUGAUUAUCUUCCUUUCACUCCUAAAGAAGAAGAAGUGUUCAACAGGAACAAAUGUACUGUCAUUAUCAGGAUUUUCAGUUUUUUAACCACUGUUCUUAAGAAAUGCAAAGAUGCUGAAAAUUCUUCUGUGAUCCCUAAUGAGGUGUGGACCCCACAUCUAUGGAGAUUAAUUUGUGAGUGUGUUCUGCAACCUGAGUAUGUUGGAUUCAACCUGACAGAUUUAGAAGUUGUCAAUAAACUACCUGACGAGUUACAGAACUUAUUGAAUAUUUUUCUGAAAAAAUUACCUGCAGAAUUCAAGCAACAAAUGAGAGAAUCAAUCAAGAACCAACUUGUUAAUCAAAGGGAUCUUUUGACAGUCCUUCCAAUUCAUCUGAAAUCUCCAAACACCAAUUACUUCAAACUUCAGCAACUGUUGACUGGUUACCGUAUCUUAAAUAAAGUGAAGUUGCUGGGUGAUAUGAAUCUUGAAAGUUUAGCUGCAAAACUGUUCCAUAACGUUUCCCAGAAUAUUGUUACUCAUUCAGAUGAUAAUCAACUCACAUCCAGAACAUUAACACCAACUGAAUUAUCUUUGACCCAAACAUUAUUAGAGCUUGCAAUACAACUGUCAAUGCCUAUCAACGAAUUUAUGGCAGUUAUGUUUACUGAAGAAGCCCAUCAACAGAAUACAAGUUGUGGAAAGAUUUUAUUGUGCAUUUUCAAACAAGAAGUGUCAGGUUACAUCAUUGAGCAUGCAGCAGAAUUAAUUCCUUUAAUAAUGGCUAAAUCUGACAGCAAUUCUCAAAUUGUUGGUCAUAUAUUGAUAUCAGUACUUGAUAUCUUGAAGCACAAAAGUUUUAGAUGGAAACAUGCUUCACAAGUUUGUGACAUUAUUUUAAAAAAUUUGAAUAUGAUUGAAAAUUGGUGGAGAGAUGACGCAUCAGAAGAUACACAGAGAAUCACUUUUGAUAUCUUACUUGGAAUCCUUCGUCUAGACUCAAAGGUUCUUUCCGAUGGUCAAAAUCCUACUUGUGAGUUGCUGCACAAGUUCUUUUAUAUACUUUUGUCGAAAAAAACUGUAGCAUCUUCCUUCAAGGUCUCUCUCUUGGAUCUGCUUCCUUUCCUGUCUGUUUCACCUGAGCCACACAACUCUCGACUAAGAACCAAUUUAAAGAAAUUUUUAAUGGAUAAAUCUCAACCAGGAACUCUUCUCUAUGAUACCUAUAUCAGUUUGCUAGACAAGAUUUUAUUUGCAUUGAAAAAAAGUAAAAGUAAAAUGUUGCUUGAACUUGUAAUUGAAAUUUACUGUCAAGAAGAGAAACACUGCCAUGAAAAAGAUAUUCAUAACUGUUUAGAGACUUUCAUCAAAAGGGUUUCUUUGCUUGAUCAAAAGUCAUAUGUUCAAAUACCAUUUGAUUUGUUCCUGAAGACUCAGAGUUGUACCAACAAUUUCCGUAAAUUCGUUAUCAAGAAGGUCUGCUUACCCUUUCUAAGAAAUAUGUCGAAAAUUCCAUUUGUUGAAUUUCUUAAAUCAAAUAUUCCUGCCAUUGUGAACAUUGUUGAAGCUGAAAUGUCACAAUUGCCAGACCUUAUGGAACAGCAUUUGACUGACAAAAUGUGUUGCUUUCAAAUUUUGGAAGUUAUGUACAGAAGUAUGGAUGUGAAAGAACUGAAUGGCCCAGGCUCUGAAAUAAACUCCGUCUACUGCAAAGCACGAAAUAUUGAAGCACAAAUGAUUGUUGGUAAAGAAUUAACCAAAGUCAUUACAAGGAUUGCUCAUCAAACAAAAAAAGAAGACGUGCACGGAGAAACUUUAUUUUUGGAACUUCGUCGACAAGUACAUUGUGCAGCCUAUAACUUGCUUAUAGCUAUCAUUUCUUGUACUCAAACGGAUCUCAAGUUUUACAAUGUCUUUCUGUUUGCUGAAAAUGAAGAGAAAAAAGAAUUUCUAUUGGACAAUAUCAUUGAUAAAGAAAAAAAAUAUUCAUUUCCUAUUGUAUUUGAGAUGCAACCAAAAAAGAAAACUAUCUUCCACACGCUUCAGAAAGAAAUAAAGCAGAAAGUUGUGGCAGAUGCCAGUCAAUCUGCCUCGUAUCAUCUCAGUUCACUGUAUUUAGAAAACAGCAGUUUGAGUGUUGAUAUUGGUCGAUAUGAUUAUCUCUCAUCAAAUGCUGAACAUCAAGAGAUUGCUUCAAUUUCUGAAAAAGAAAAUUCUGCAAAUUCCUCAGCCAUAUCUGAAGAAAAAAUAAUAGAUUAUGCUCUUGAAAUGGAUGAAAUUAAUCAAAGUGAAUGCAUGUUACCCGUGGUAGCUGUUCUAAAACAUAUGUACCAGCAGAAUAUCACCCCCAAAGAAAACAAGGAGAUGCCUCCUUGGAUGAAUUACCUUCGUAAAAAAUUUAUUGCAUCUUCAACACACCUAAAUAUAAAACUGUUUAUUGCUAAGCUAAUUGUUAAUACUGCUGAGAUUUUUGAAAAAUAUGCUUCAUUUUGGGUGUUGCCACUCUCUGAAUUCAUUAUCCUUGGAAAUUUUGAAGAAAAAGGCAUCAAUUAUUUUGUUCUUGAUAUUAUUGUGAUGAUUCUGAGCUGGGGUGAACAUUCAAUUCCUGGUGAUACUUCAAAAGAUCGUUAUGUGGCAUCUAGUUUGGUGCAGUUUAUCAUCAGGAAUAUUUAUAAUGCAAACCGGACAAUAUUUCGAAAUAAUCUUAAACUGCUGGAAGCUUUGGUAGGACUCUGGAAAGCUAGAAUAGAUAUCCCAUAUAAGCUUUUAUAUGAAAUGAUGACAAGCAGUGAUCCCAACACUGGAGGUCUGAUGGUCAGUGUACAGCUCUUGGGUGUUCUAUUAAAAUGUAAUUUUUCACCUUAUGUAAAUAUGACAGAUGUUCCUCGAGAAACAUAUUUUAGUCAUUUGUCUCAAGGACUUCAUCAUAGUCAUAAGAUUGUUUAUGCUAGUACAGCUGAGGUGUUAGGCCUGUCAUUGAAAUAUUUUGAUCAGCAUAAAGAUUCUGAAUUUGAGAAAUUUAUGAAACAAAUUGAAAGAGUAAUGAAAACUUUAGAACCCAAGCUUGGAAAUUUCAUUGUUUGUCUUCAUAAAAUGCAGUUACACUAUCAACCAGUUGCUGAGAGCUAUUUACCAAAGCUGCUCUAUCACUUAACCAAACUCCAUGGAGAUUUCCAAUUGUAUUGUUUGGAAAUAUUGCUUGGGAAUAUCAACAAUGUUGACGGUGCAUUCAGAGAAUUAAAGAGCAAAAAUUUCUUCUCUUUCUUUGCUCACAGAAAUAAAAAUAUUCGAUUGAUUUCUUUGAAUAUUGUGAAAGCUUUGCUUGCUAAACUUAAGCCAAAUGAGUUAGCAGAGAUAUUUUCUAGUAUUAAUCAUCAGAAAGAAGAACCAUGGGUAGCUUGUCGUAAAGUAUUGUAUGAUAUCCUCAUGUGGGUAUAUGACAACUAUGGAGAGGAAACAUCAGAAGAAAGUAGCCAAAUAAUGUCUAAUACACGAGAAUUAUUGUUGAAAGGUCUAGAAGAUAAAGAUUAUUCAUGUCGAAUCUUGGUGCACAAUUUUUGGAGUAACAGAACUCGACUGCCAGAGUCUACUUUUGACCGCAUGGUUGCAAUGUUUCAGAUGAUGUAUUCUCCUGGAACUGAACAUCAGUUCUUAUAUUAUUCCAGCAGUUUACUUUUGGAAAUGACAAGCAAAAGUCCAGAAUAUAAGCGAGAAAUAUUUGAAUAUCCCCUUGCAGAGUGUCAAUUUAAGGAGUAUAGAGUAAAGUCACAUUGGCAGCAUAGACAUUCUACAAUGACACCACUGUUUUUUGAUGCUCUGUCAUCAUCGUAUAUGGAGGUAGAUGAUAUCAAAACAGAAAAUAUGGGUGCUGAUGAGCUCAGAGCUACAUAUGGUAAUCAACAGUUUACACCAACUCAAGAUGUCCCUUUUGAUUGGCUAACACAGAGUAGCCUUUCUUCUUCCAUGGAGGUAGAUAGUGUGGAUUCUGGUAUUCAAAGUUCUUUGCUAACAGUGUCCGGUAAAGCUACAGCUGUGUCUCAAGUUUAUCCUACAAGAAAGAGACCAGGUCCAGGUUUUGGACAGAAAAAGCUUAGUGCCAUUAAAGAUAGUCAAGAGGAUCCUUUGGAAGAAAAUAGCCAGAAGAUUGAAAAUAAAUCAAGAAAAUUUGCUUAUCUCAAGAAGCGAGUGCUGAAAGAUCGUGAAGCUCAAAGUCUUUAUUUUGCAAAAAAGCAAAUUACUAAAAAUGAGACUCAAGUUCAACUCGUUCAUGAACAAAAGUCCAAACAUGAACAUCAAGUAACUUUGUACAGGAAAUAUCGAACUGGAGAACUCCCUGAUAUACAAAUAAAAUAUUCUGCCUUGAUAGCAACAUUGCAAGUAGUAGCUCUGAGAGACAGUACAGUGGCCAGGUUACUCUUUAAUUCCUUGUUCAAAGGAAUAUUUGCUGAUGCUGAACAAGAGAAGGGAGAUGAAGACAUGGAAACAAGUAUUCAAUCAGUUCAAAACAGUAUUCGUAAUAUGCUGAAAGCCUCCGAGCAGCAUUUCCCUCCAUUCAUUAGCUGCAUGUUGAACAUUUUGUAUGAUAUGGACAAAGAAUUGCCUAUUGAUAUCAAACAGCUCAUUUCAUCAUCUGCAAUAACUGCUAAACUUCAACCACUUGCAAUAAUUGUACUGGAAGAACAAAUAAUUAAAGGCAUGAACAGUUGUCACCCCAGUAAAGCAAAAAGGCCACGUCAGAGUUUGAACCCGCCACCAACUGAUGUUUCAACCUGGUUGGAAUUAGCCAAACUUUAUAAAUCAAUCAAUGAAUAUGAUUCAGUUUUGGGCAUUUUCAAAGAUAACGUUGGUUGUCAAGAAGUUAGUAAGAUGGCCAUAAAAGCAGAAAUUCGUGGUGAUUACUCAGAGGCUAUUAAACACUAUGUUACGGCUAUUGAGUUGAGCACAAAGGAAGAACUUUGCACUUGGCACCACUGUUAUAUACAGUGUCUGGAAAAUUUGAGCAGAUGGGACAAAGUGGAAAAAGAGUGUGUACAUGGUAUAGAUCCAGAAAAUGGUGACUUUACCAAAGUUUUGGAUGAUUCUUUCAAUCAAGAAAACUACCUGCAGCCUCUUAUUCAAUCUAAAUUGAAAUUAAUGCAACAGCAAGACAUAAACCAGACAGAGUUUCUGAAAUUUAUUGACAAUGCUCUCAAAUCACCUUUUAAGUCUAACAUUUUAGAGCAUCAGUUUUCCAAAGAACUCUCCUUGAUGUUUCUGUGGCAAGAGAAUUAUGACAAAGCUUUGAUUUACAUAAAUAAUGCUAUUCAGCAGUUUCUACUGGAAUGGUCAAACACUGAUAUACUUAUGAAAUCACGACGUAAAUAUCUUCUACAAAACCUGCAGGUUCUGUCUGAAAUACAGAACUUUUUGUCUUUCUUCAAGAACAAAGAGAAGAUAAAGUCUUGCUCUUCAAUUAACCGGUUGUUUAAUUGUUGGGAAAAGCAAACUCCUAGCCUCUUGGAAGACCCUGUGAAAGUAUGGGAUGAUGUAAUAACUAACAGAUUGACUUAUAUUGAUCAAAUCACUAUUGAACGAAAUAAACCUGAAUAUAGCGAUGCUAUGGAUACCAAUGAUGGUAAUUAUUUCCCAAAAGAAUUCAAGUUGACUCUGCAACUAUUAAGGGCUGAAAGCUGUUGUGAGCAAAAUAAUUUUAAACUGGCUCGAACAAUACUGAAAAAAAUUUCCGGAGAUUGUAAACAUAUUUCUCUCAUGAAGUUGAAGUUGAAAUGGAAUCAUCUGUAUGUUCAGUCAUGCCAGAAAAAUACCCUUCUCUCUAAUGAUACCUGUAUCAACCUGGUGAACAACCUUAAGAUUCUUUGUGAACAUGAUCUAAGCCUAUUGCCACCUGAGGAGCAAAGUCUGAGGUGGAAACAUAAUGUACUUUAUGGAGAACACUUGUCAUCACUAGCUUCAGUACUGAAGAAUGAAGGUGAUGAGUUUCAAUUUGAAAAUCUGCCACUUGAUAUCCAGCAGAAAAUAAGUUACUAUGCCGGCUAUGAAAGCGGAACACUGUCAACAAAGGAAUUAUCUCAGAAAUUAAUUAUUUCUGGCUGUGAAUAUCUUGAGAAAAAUGUUAUCAGUGAUGAUUCUGAAGAAAAGUCGGUUUCUGUAAGAGAAAGUAUUGGAGAAACACACCUAGCAAUUGCUAAAUACUGCAAUCAGUUUUUGCAAGAUUCACCAUCUCUUGGAAAUAAUCUCAUGUCAUCUUUACUCAAAGCAAUUCGAUAUGGCAUAAAAGAAGCUCAGCAACGUUUCUGUCAUCUACUACAGUUGCUUGAGACUCAUGCUGAGAGUAUAGAUAUUUUCAUCAAUGAGAGCAAGAAAAUACCAUGUUGGAUGUUCUUGAAUUGGAUUAAUCAAAUGAUAUCACUACUCGAUAAACCAAAAGCAUAUGCCAUCCAUGAUAUUGUCUAUAACAUCGCCUGCCAGUAUCCCCAAGCUAUUAUAUAUUCAUUCAAAAUCAGUAAUGAAGGCUUCAGAUUUGAAGGAAAUGACAGUGGAACACAAAACAGAAAAUUUGUCGAAAAGUUAUCAUGUCGUUUGAACUCAAAAACACUGCCACAAGUAUUUACUUUCAUCAGCUCCUUGGAAAGUUUUGCAGAACCACUUAACGUCUUCAAGGAUUGGUUUAAAAAUGCCCUACAAUUGUAUUCAAAGACUAACCCAAAAAAGCAGGAAGUCAUAGAACUUUAUAAGGACAUGUGCUCAUCUCUCUUUGAAGAAAAUGUUAGCCCUUAUUAUCAGAAAUUUACUGAGAAUUUCCACUCUUUAUUUGUUAAUUCAUUUGGAAAAGAUGGUUCCAAGAUAAAUAAGAUGAACAAACAGGAACUUCAAAAGCAACUUUUAGUCGUAAAGGAAAAGCUUGAAAAACAGAAGCUUAAAGAACCAAAGGCACUUGAAGAAUUCAGUUCUUGGAUGGCUAAUUUUGACCCUUUGCUUGAUACUUUGGAAAUUCCUGGUCAGUAUCAUGGAUUUAGUAAACCUUUACUAGAAUAUCAUAUAAAAAUCUCUGGCUUUGACCAACAGGUCCAAACCUUCAGAUCAUUACAAAAGCCAAGAAAGAUUAUAAUUCGAGGUAACAAUCAAAAGGAAUAUCCCUUCAUAGUAAAAUGUGGAGAAGAUUUACGUCAAGACCAGAGAAUUGGACAACUGUCUGAAGUCAUCAAUGAAAUAUUUUUUAAAAAUUCCAUCUGCCAAACCAAGAGAUUACAGCUGAAGACAUAUCAAAUUAUACCAAUGACUACACGUGUUGGACUACUUGAAUGCCUUGAAAAUGUUCUCACUCUUCAAGAUACUCUGCAAAAAGUUUUAGAAGAAAAGGAAAAUUACAUUAUGGAGACAAUUGAAAGACAUAGAGAGUUUAAAAAGAAAUAUGUUGCAUCAGGAAUAAUGAAUAUAUUUAAGAAAUGUAAAAAAACCGACGCUGAAUUAGGAUACCAAAGUAUUUGUGCAAGAAUACCACAGGAUCUUUUAAGGAAAUCCUUCAAGAAAAUGAGUACAUCCCCCGAGGCCUUUCAUGUGCUACGUACAGGUUUUACUAUUUCCCAUGCAGUUUUAUGCAUUUGUCAUUACAUACUGGGUGUUGGUGAUCGACAUCUAAGUAAUUUGAUGAUACAUCAAGGUACAGGACAAAUGAUCGGAAUUGAUUUUGGUCAUGCUUUUGGUUCAGCAACACAAUAUUUACUAAUUCCAGAGUUAAUUCCAUUCCGUCUUACUCGACAACUUCAAAAUGUCUGCUUGCCUCAUGGUACUAAAGGUACAUUUGAAAGAACUAUGGUGCACUGCUUGGAAUCACUUCGAUCUGAUAAAGACCUGCUUAUUCAUACACUGGAGAUCUUUGUUAGAGAGCCCUCUUUUGAUUGGCUGAAAAAUGCUCGAAACAAUAUGCACAGAAAAGCACAAGAUUUCAGUGAAGAGGAAGACCUUUCUUGGUAUCCAAAGGAGAAAAUUGAUUUUGUUAAACGCAAGUUAGAUGGGGAGCAUCCUGCUUACAUUACCAGGGAUGAAUUGAAUCUGAAUUCACAUGUGAGAAAAUCGGAUGCUUUGGAAUCUAUCACUUCGAUUGUUCUGGGUACUGAAGGCAAUGUUCGAUAUACACUUCCGCAAAAACAUCUUACUGUUGAGCAACAAAUUACAGCACUCAUUGAUUUGGCUACAGACCCAAAUAUUUUGAUCAGAACAUUUGAAGGCUGGAAUCCAUUGCUUUAAAUCUAAAUCAUACUAUCAAUUUUUUAAAAUUCAUUUGUUGAAUCACUUUGUUACAUUUUAAUUUUUUAAAACUUAAUUCAAAACAUCUUUUCUUAAAAUCACCUAAAAUGUUACACUGUAUUUUUAAAUGUAUGUGGGAAAUUAAAAUAAAGGAAAUGUUUAUAAAACAAUUA
Molecule: messenger RNA, 12294 nt
Organism: Octopus sinensis (East Asian common octopus)
Lineage: Eukaryota; Metazoa; Mollusca; Cephalopoda; Octopoda; Octopodidae
Product: DNA-dependent protein kinase catalytic subunit
Exons: 95
Coding region: 44-12121 (4025 amino acids)
Biological process (GO): intrinsic apoptotic signaling pathway in response to DNA damage; double-strand break repair via nonhomologous end joining; telomere maintenance
Cellular component (GO): nucleus
Molecular function (GO): DNA-dependent protein kinase activity; protein binding
Source: RefSeq, a predicted model, not a curated record